Colletotrichum gloeosporioides is the source of this 1086-nucleotide messenger RNA. RefSeq lists its product as uncharacterized. The transcript has a single exon. Bases 1 to 1086 code for a protein of 361 amino acids. The record is from RefSeq and is a predicted model, not a curated record. Lineage: Eukaryota; Fungi; Ascomycota; Sordariomycetes; Glomerellales; Glomerellaceae.
AUGGCUGCUACUUACUUUCCAGUUCCUGGAUCCGUGUCAUAUGUUGACGACAUUGUAUUCGAUGAGGGUGCCGACAAAGAAAGGGUUGCUGCCAUGAGACCGUUCACUCUACUCACUGCAUUGUGCGCCGCCGUUGCUUCUAUCUAUCCAGACUCAAUCUUGGCAUACCGCGAUCUGGUUGCUACACCUUUUCUACAGGCAUCAAGGAGGAUGAUUAAGGUGUACGAAGAUUACGAUACACAGUACCCCGAUUCGAGCUCUUUGGCUAUUCGUCUUUUUCAGUCAGCAGCGCUUCAGCAUUCAGCUGGCAAGACGCCCUUGGCAUGGCAUGUUCUAAGUCAAGGAGGUCUCCUCGCUCAACAUCUCCGACUUCAUGACGAGCAUGUUCUGUCAAAGUACGACUCUUUAGAGUCCACCCUUCUCCGAAACAAUUUCUGGAUGCUCUAUGUUUGCGAUAAAGCUGCCAUUUCUCUAGCGAAUCGGCACGUCACCUUGCAUGAGCCCUUAUUCGACUCAACUAUGACUAUCAAGGAAAGCGACAUGGUGAGGGUUCCCCUGCUCGACCCGAGCAUGAGGAAUGUGCCAGAUUCGUUUGAGGACACCCUUAUGGUGGGCUUCCACUUGAUUCAACGCUGCUGGGCAUCAGCUGGCCGUCUACUUCUGGCAAUCAGAUCGAAGAGACAAAACACCACUCUCAACAGCUCGACAGCAGAAACGACGUCAGCCACUGAGAAGGAAGCAAUGACCAACAUGUACAUCGAAGUCAUGAGUCUUUUAGACGACCUGCCUCCUUGGCUUAACUCGCCUGACACGGUCGAUCUGGACGCUCAGUAUGAUGUUGCUUUCCAACGAUCUUGUUUCUGGACGCAGAAAUCUCGGCUUGUUGCUAUGUUUCAUGGCGUUAGGAUCAUGGUACUUCGGCAAUGCAUUGAGUAUGGCCUGAUGAGUCUCAUUGGACUCAAUGAUGAUCCAUUGACACUGGCUAUGGAGCAGAUCAAUAUUGCCAGGGACGUCGUGCAUAGUCUGACAAGUGUCCCUUUUCAGUACAUUCAAACCAAUGGAGAACCUGGUGUGAGUUUCCUGUAG